CUUGUUGACGUCGUUUAGUAGAAGUGUCAUUUUUGUCUGCUCUCGUUUUCAUCUUUUGUGUAUAAAAUUGGUGCUAACGUAGGUAAACUAUAUUCGAAUAAGCGUUUUUAUGUCGCAAGAAAGUGUUUUGUAUAUUAGUGAUACGUGAUCUCGUAGAGGGAGUCCAGAAAUUCAUAAUUUAUAGUUAAGUAAAAAAUGGCGGCAAACAGAACUGGACCUGCUCAGAGACCAAAUGGCGCUACCCAAGGAAAGAUAUGCCAGUUCAAACUUGUCCUACUAGGCGAAAGUGCCGUCGGUAAGUCGAGUUUGGUACUGAGGUUUGUCAAAGGACAGUUCCAUGAAUACCAGGAGAGUACCAUAGGAGCAGCUUUCCUUACACAAACCAUAUGCCUCGACGAUACAACCGUUAAAUUUGAAAUUUGGGACACAGCGGGUCAAGAAAGGUACCACAGUUUAGCUCCUAUGUACUAUAGGGGCGCACAGGCAGCUAUAGUCGUCUACGACAUAACCAAUCAAGACACAUUCGGCAGGGCGAAAACGUGGGUUAAGGAACUUCAAAGGCAGGCGAGUCCGACGAUCGUGAUAGCUUUGGCCGGCAACAAGCAGGAUUUGGCUAAUAAACGUAUGGUAGAAUACGAAGAGGCGCAAACGUAUGCUGACGAAAAUGGCUUACUUUUUAUGGAAACUUCCGCAAAGACGGCAAUGAACGUCAACGAUAUAUUUUUAGCAAUAGCUAAGAAACUGCCCAAGAAUGAACAAACAACAGGUCAAGGAGGCAGUGCCCAAGGUAGGCGGCUAGCAGAAGGCGAUUCGGGGGCCAAGGCACCUGGAAACUGUUGCAAGUGAUGGUAUACGCCUGCAGGUCGAGUGUUGUUAUUAAACCGUCACGAGAAAGGACUGGCAAGUGCAGCGGCACUCUAGUGAUAUCUAUGUGUAAUAAAGGUCCUUCUAUU
Diabrotica balteata is the source of this 953-nucleotide messenger RNA. NCBI's taxonomy places the organism in Eukaryota, Metazoa, Arthropoda, Insecta, Coleoptera, Chrysomelidae. The record is from the annotation of a GenBank genome assembly.